CGCCUCUUAGUAUAAGAAAUUGCGGGCGCCGAAGCUCUGCGAGAAAGUCUGCAAACCUAGACCUUAGGGGUGUCUGGUUCUCUGGCGUCCUGCAACUACCGCCGUGAAGGGCAGUUCAGGAGAGAGGAGAUCCAAGAGAGCCGGGUGAAGCGGUGGACGAAUCCGAUUCGGUCUUCCUUUGCCUUGCUGAGUCGCAGGGACAGCACGGUGCCUGGGUCUCCCGCCCAAGAGGAGCCUCUGGCCUGGACCCGGGGCGCUCGCUGACAAUCCGCCCGCUGCCAUGGCCGACCACCUGAUGCUCGCCGAAGGCUAUUGCCUGCUGCAGGUGCCGCCGCAUGCCCACGGCCCGCACGCGCCCCGGACUCUGCAGCCAUACGCAGGCCCGGGCAUGGACAGUGGUCUUCGGCCGCGGGGGGUUCCUCUGGGACCUCCGCAGACACCCGGGACCCUGGCAUACGGCACCUUCGGGUCGCCGGUCUCCUUCCAGCCCUUCCCCGUCGCCCAGCCGCCGGGAGCCGGUAGCGCACACCUGCAGCCCGCAGCCGUGCAGUCUCCUGGCCGCAACGCAGCGUCCUCCGGAGCCGCCGGAGGCCCCUCACCUCUACAGCCAGCUCCAGGAGUAGCGUCCCCGCUGCCGCCACCACCGCCCUCCCUGGGUUGCAUGGACGCGGAGCUCAUCGACGAGGAGGCUCUGACGUCGCUGGAGCUCGAGCUCGGGCUGCACCGUGUGCGCGAGCUGCCCGAGCUUUUCCUGGGCCAGAGCGAGUUCGACUGCUUCUCGGACCUGGGGUCAGCGCCGCCCACGGGCUCGGUGAGCUGCUGAGCGUGACCAUCGGGAGACGCAGGACUCUGCGCCUGGUGGCCGGGCCUGCACACACCCUCCGUGAGGGUGGAGCGCCGGGUUUACGCGCCGAGACGG
This is a messenger RNA of Acomys russatus (golden spiny mouse), 919 nucleotides long. It is a transcript of the gene Cited4, whose product is annotated as Cbp/p300 interacting transactivator with Glu/Asp rich carboxy-terminal domain 4. Gene Ontology annotation, biological process: regulation of DNA-templated transcription. Lineage: Eukaryota; Metazoa; Chordata; Mammalia; Rodentia; Muridae. Gene Ontology annotation, cellular component: nucleus. Bases 281 to 823 code for a protein of 180 amino acids. The transcript has a single exon. The record is from RefSeq and is a predicted model, not a curated record.